AAAACUGAUAAGCAAAUGGCAACAAUGGAGAAUGAAAAUGCAGCAAAAGUAUUCCAGAAACUGGAACAAAUUAAAGACAUUAGAGCAAAAACUCUACAAUUGGAGAAGAUAAAGAGUCGGCUGCUGGUGGAAUUUGAAGACACUGAGAAUGAGGAGGAACGUCUGAAAGAGUACAAAGGGGAAAUGGAAAUGUUGAUGCAGGAAAAAAUGGCACAUGUAGAAGAACUUCGGCUCAUUCAUGCAGAUAUUAACUUGAUGGAAUCAACAAUCAAGCAGGCUGAAGCGGACAGAAAUCGAGCUUUUACACACUCUAAGCACCUGUAUGAAGACUACCAGAUACUAAAGCAGCAAAUUGAUCUACAGAGAGCUAACAUAGGCUUAGAGGCUACACCAGACCUAUCGCAGGAAGAUGCUAAACUUACAUCGAGUUAUUUCCAAGGACAAAAGAGUGAAUGGCAGAAUGAAGACCAGCCAGAACCAGCCCUACCACAGUCACUGGUGGCAGCGGCUGCGGCAGCACAAACACUGCAGCUACCCCAGGAAGGCCACACCCCUGAAAGGCCUAACUUCAGGCAGCAAGCACCACCAAUGAAAGCUUGUUUAUCCUGUCAUCAACAAAUCCAUCGAAACGCUCCUAUCUGUCCACUGUGUAAAGCAAAGAGCAGGUCACGCAACCCCAAGAAACCCAAGAAGAAAAUGGACGAAUAAAUGACCUUCCAGGAUAUCCUUUCCAACGCUCAGCGGAUUUCAUAAUCUUUUUUUUCUUAAUUAAAUAUAUGUUAUAAAAUUUUUGAAUAAUCUUUAGUAAUUUUUUAAUAAUUGUGAACAAGCAAGUCAUCUUAAAAAGUGGAAUGUGAUUAUUAUGCUGACGUCAUUUUCGUCUUUUUGCUCGUGAAUGUCAAAUAUGCGGCAGUAAAACAGCGGAAUAAAUAUCAACAAUUUUUUUUAUGAUAGUUAAAAACUUCAACUUUGUCAGUAACAGCAUCUAUUCUAACCACAACAUUACUAGAAAUGUGUUACAUGUUGAUGUCUGUGUUGGGAACAAAAGAUUACCGUGUUACAGUCAUGAUCUGGCACAAAGAAUAACACUCCGGAGCCUCCACUUUUGUGUUCUAUAACCUUUCUGCUAAUAACCAUAUUAGUGGGACCAGGUCUUUAAGGUCUAUAUUUCCCAUAGAUAAUGACCUUGAUUAUAGAGGUCACAGAAUUUUUUCAGUGAUUGUACUUAUAAUUUUUAUAUACAAAUAUAACCAAUCAAAUUUAAUUUUUUAAAAUAUAAAAUCAUUGUUAGCAUGUGCAGAAUCAUAAACGAUCAACAUUUUGUAGAAACAAUAACAAAUAGUGUUAACUUAAAUUAUAAAUGUUCACCUUGAUGUGGUAUGACAACCUCUUUCAAUUUUUUUUUGUAGACAAAGUGUUUUUUUGAAAUUUGAGGCUUGCCCUCCCAAAACAAGCUCACUGCCACUUAUUGUUAAACUGAGUAAUAAGCCAAUUCAUAGGGCCCGUUCGGACGAGUAUAGUUUUACUGGGUACUUCCAACUGAGAGGCCACAUGUGGCAAUUAAAUUUUGCCUCUAGCCAUAAAAAAUUCGAAAAACAUCUGUCCCAAAACCCAUCUUUUUUAGUAGAUAUUUCAAUUACACGCUGCCUCCAUGCGUAAUUUAUCACAUGUAACAAGGCCCAUGUCAAAAGUUGAACUUUAGAAUUUGUAUACAACACCGUGCCAGAGUAAAAUUCCUAUUGUUCAAUCCCGUUCCCAUUUUCUCAUAAUACUUUAACUCCUUAUGAAAAUAACUUAAAUAAUAUUUAAAAGCAUUAAAAAAGUUACAGUAAGAAAUUCAGCAAAACACGAGAAAAUGACGUUUAAACUUACAACAAAAAAAAAUUCUUUACGGUAGGCCAGCGAGCGAGGAGCGACAUUUUUACAUACGUCACUGUAUUCGUUCAAAUGUUGUAUUUCUAAUUCAUAGUUUAUUAUUUGUUAAGUGAGUAUUACUGCUUUAAAAACAAACUUAAAAAUUAUAAUUAGAUGUAAUUUGUAUUUCAAUAACAGAAAAAUUAUUUUAUACCUACUUUUAAAUUAGUUUUGCUACAACAACGAGUUGUUUUACAGUCAACACCAACAUGGCCUCGUCUAGCGGCGGACAUGUGCCAAAUGUAAUAAAGUUUUGUUAACACGGUGAAGAAAUCACUUGAAGCUCCAAAUGAAGUUACAAAGGCUAAAUUAUGUAUAGUUUUAAACAGUAACAACAAAAAUAUUGCUAAAAAACUUGUGUCUCACCUUGGUUGAAGGAAAGACAUACGAGAAGUUACUGGUUUUACCGGUUCUUAUUCUACACGUCCGAAUGGCUGUCGGAAUUAGCCCCAAGGCUAUUAUUAGAUUACACAUGUAUUUGAGUUUAUGUCUGAACACGGACAUAGUUUGAACUGCCAUGCCCAUAUCAAGGUCAGUCAACAUAAAUGCCAUACACGCAACAUUGACCUUGUACUCUACGGGAUGCGCACAUGUGCAGUUCAAACCAUGAAUUGGCUUAUUAGGCCUAAAAAAAUUAAUUGUUUGCACUUCUUUUUUUGAAAGGAUAAAAAGGGUGGGUGGAAAUUUUUUUCUUAUCACCAACUUUGUAGGGCAUCUGGCAAAAAAUAGAGAUUAAUUCACAUUUUUGUUUUAAUUUGUAAAGAAAAAAGCUAAAAAAAAAAAAAACGCGCCUAUGUUUUUUAGUGAGUUAGGAGGCUGAGGAGGGCAAACAAACAAUUUUUUAUUUAGGACUUUGCACGAGAAUGUGGCAGUAAUGUAUUGUAUACUUCAGUACAGAGAAGCUGUAAUACUUUUACACAUAACUUUGGCAGUAGUAAGUCAAUUCCAGUAAAUAACCUAUCAUUUUAAAGCUUAUAAUAUGGAGAGUAUGAAUAUAUUAACAAGUAAAUUUACUUGUUAUGGUCACUGAUGCUGUUUUUUUUUUUUUUUUUUUUUUGGCAUGUCAGUCCCCAUUUGAGUGACUGAUUCAUUCAAACUGUUUUCUCAUAGGUUUAGACAUUGGUGGUGGUAUUUAUUUAUUACUAUUUAAAAAAAAAUCCAUGUUCAAUGUUCAAAACUACAUAUUAUUCCAUGUAAAAUAGACGUGCAAUAUAUUUAAUGUGUGCUUCCUUUGUUCAGAGAAUCAAAUACAAUGACUUACUGUUGUUAAUGGCAUAUUAAAACCAAUUUAGAAAUAUCUUGAAUGUUUUGUAUGUAGAAUACUGCAAAUACUGUAAUAUGUUUUUAAUUAAUAUUUCCUUAUAAAGCAACACUGCUAAGCUUUGUAAGAGAGGGGUGCUAUUAAAUAUUGUUGGUUAAAGUUCUUUCAAAUUAUUAGAUAGUUUGUCCCAUCUUAUCAUCACACAAUGAAGACAAAUUGCAAGUUAUAUUAGGUUAAAGGUCAUAUCCUGAAUGUGUAACGUCAUAACUCUAGUACUAACCUGUUAGACUGCCUCAUGGAGAUAGGUUAAUUGAGGCUCUGGUCAGACUAGAGAGUCAAGCCAGGCUGAACUCAGUCCUGUUGGAAAUUUUAGUCUGGACCAGCCUGGGUUGGCUGUUGCCUAGCUUGAAAUAGUUCUAAACCCAGCAAGGUACACAAUUUGACCUUGGCCAAAAACUAGUCGAUCACAGCUAGCUAGCAACACAGUGUUAAAGCUUGAUAAUUUCCGCUGGCCGAGUUUGGUCAACCCAAGUCAACUAGUUCGGUGUGGAUGCUUGAUAUGUCCAUGUCAGGCACAAGAUUCGCACUCAGUCUUCAUCCAAGCUUGGCUUGAGUGUUAAUCUUGACACUCACUGCAUUGUACAACCGUCAUAUACGAAUCCAACUCUGCUGUGAGCACUAGACACAACACUCUCUGUUGAUGUCAGGUGGUAGCCUGAUUGACGGAUCGACAAAAGAAACCAAAAAACGAUCCAUUACACGCGCACGUUGUGGUGUUGAGUUCUCCAUAAAAUCGCGUCAGCCAACGACCGUCAGGGACAGUGAGCUUUUAGUUUGUAUCUCCAUUGGUCUCUUAACAUAAUAAAAACAAUAUUGAUAUUAAUAAACAUACUGUAGAUAUAAUCAACGAUCUUUGAUUGUUUUCAUUCGUGCCAGUUGCCCCCUCCCUAUUUCCUAAUUUGUACUUUUCUCAAUGUUUACUUGAAUGUUUGCAGCUGGUUUUUGUAUGGGAAUUAAAUGGUUUAUAUCCAUUAUAUGUAACAUUA
Molecule: messenger RNA, 4221 nt
Organism: Anneissia japonica
Lineage: Eukaryota; Metazoa; Echinodermata; Crinoidea; Comatulida; Comatulidae
Product: zinc finger C4H2 domain-containing protein-like
Exons: 5
Coding region: 16-708 (230 amino acids)
Biological process (GO): positive regulation of neuron differentiation
Cellular component (GO): nucleus
Source: RefSeq, a predicted model, not a curated record